This is a messenger RNA of Vanessa atalanta (red admiral), 1819 nucleotides long. RefSeq names its product catalase (gene Cat). Gene Ontology annotation, molecular function: catalase activity; heme binding. Bases 98 to 1621 code for a protein of 507 amino acids. The transcript has 2 exons. Gene Ontology annotation, biological process: response to hydrogen peroxide; hydrogen peroxide catabolic process. NCBI's taxonomy places the organism in Eukaryota, Metazoa, Arthropoda, Insecta, Lepidoptera, Nymphalidae. Gene Ontology annotation, cellular component: cytoplasm; mitochondrion; peroxisome. The record is from RefSeq and is a predicted model, not a curated record.
CUAUAUAAAGGAUUGGUGAAGCGUCCAUUUAGUAUUUGUGAUCACGGUACGCGUCCAGUGUGUCGCUCCGUCUACCGAGGACACAAAUUAAAACAAAAUGGCUUCAAGAGACCCUGCUUCUGAUCAACUUGUUGAUUACAAGAAAUCCGUUAAGGAUUCACCAGGUUAUAUCACCACUAAAUAUGGUGCACCUGUUGGAGUGAAGACGGCUAUUCAAACUGUUGGAAAGAAUGGUCCAGCCUUACUUCAAGAUGCCCAGUUUCUUGAUGAGAUAUCUUCCUUUGACAGGGAGCGUAUUCCAGAAAGAGUAGUCCAUGCUAAAGGAGCUGGUGCUUUUGGAUACUUUGAGGUAACUCAUGAUAUUUCAAAGUACUCAGCUGCGAAAGUCUUCGAGAAUAUUGGCAAGAGGACACCCAUUGCUGUCAGAUUCUCUACAGUUGGAGGUGAAAGUGGUUCAGCAGAUACAGUCCGUGAUCCUCGAGGUUUUGCUGUUAAAUUCUACACUGAUGAUGGAAUCUGGGAUCUUGUUGGAAAUAAUACACCAAUCUUCUUUAUUAGAGAUCCUACUCUAUUUCCAAGUUUCAUCCACACACAGAAGAGAAAUCCUGCAACUCAUUUGAAGGAUGCUGAUAUGUUCUGGGACUUUAUGACUCUUAGACCAGAGACAAUGCACCAGCUCCUAUACUUGUUUGGUGACCGAGGUAUUCCUGAUGGCUAUAGGUUCAUGAAUGGUUAUGGUUCCCACACAUUCAAACUUGUUAAUGCUCAAGGAGUAGCUCACUGGGUAAAAUUCCAUUACAAGACUAACCAGGGUAUUAAGAACUUACCUGUAGAUAAAGCUGCUGAGCUUGCUUCCUCUGAUCCUGAUUAUUCUAUUAGAGAUCUUUACAAUGCUAUUGGAAAGGGUGAUUACCCCUCUUGGACUUUUUACAUUCAAGUCAUGACAAUGGCUCAAGGUGAAAGCUGCAAAUUUAAUCCAUUUGAUUUGACAAAGAUUUGGCCUCACAGUGAAUAUCCUCUUAUUCCUGUGGGUAAAUUAGUUUUGGAUAGGAACCCCAAAAAUUACUUUGCAGAGGUUGAACAAAUAGCUUUCAGUCCAUCAAACUUGGUCCCUGGCAUUGAGCCAUCACCUGACAAGAUGUUACAAGGACGUCUUUUUGCAUACAGUGACACUCAUCGUCACCGUCUUGGAGCAAAUUACCUUCAGAUACCAGUCAACUGCCCAUACCGUGUGACUGUAUCUAAUUACCAACGUGAUGGACCACAGACAAUGUGUAACCAAGAAGGUGCACCCAAUUAUUUCCCUAAUUCUUUCUCUGGACCCCAGGAAUGCCCCAGAGCGCAACGUCUUCAACCAAGAUACAAUGUGAGUGGUGAUGUUGACAGAUAUGACAGUGGUCAAACAGAAGACAACUUCUCACAGGCUAGCUUGUUGUACAAGAAAGUCUUCAGCGAUGCUGAAAAACAGCGUGUUGUAAAUAAUCUUAUUGGGAACUUGAAAGAUGCUGCUGGUUUUAUUCAAGAGCGUGCAAUCAAAUUGCUGACUCAGGUUCAUCCAGACCUUGGUAGUAAGGUAGCAGCUGGACUCGGACCAUACAAAAAAUACCAUGCCAACUUGUAAAUCACAAUAGGGGACUGAUCAUAGGUGCUAUUUUAAGAUAGAUUUAAGUAAAAUCUGUUUUUAUAAUAAAUAUUGUUAUUGGGAAAUAUGGUACAAUAAUGGCAUAAUUUUUUUACACAUACAUAUAUAUAUAUAUAUACACACAUAUAUAAUCACACCUAUUUUAAAGUAGGCUUCAAUAAAUUUUUUAAAUUGUUA